AUGUCUUCGAAUAAUUUUAUUCAUGCAUUAAGAUCAAUAAGAGAUCUUAUAUUUAAGAGAUUUUUCGGAAGAAUAAUAAAAGCAUUAUUUGAAUAUUUAAUUAUACUUCUGUUUAUACAAUUACCAGGAUUUUUUUAUUAUACGAUUACAUUCGGAAAACAUGACGAGAAAAAAGAAAAGCAAACAAGAAUUCGAGCAAAAUUAACCAAUGAUUCAGAUCCGUCAUCACCAUAUAGAGCUUUGGAAGUACUUGAUGAACUUCAAAAUCAACCAGAAGUGGCAGUUGAAACUCUAGCUGAUAUUCCUGAUUUAUGUUUACAACGCUAUUCAGACAAAGAAACAAUGGGCGUCAGAGAAAUUACUGAUGUCAACGAGGAAAAACAACCAAAUGGAAAAGUUUUCAAAAAGUUUUCAUUUGAUGAAUAUAAAUUUACAACAUAUCGAGAAGCUUGUUCACGUAUUGAUGCAAUUGGUCGUGGUUUAUUAUCCAUUGGUGUUAAACCAGGUGAUAAAGUUUUACUUUUUUCUGAAACACGUCCUGAAUGGUUAUUAAGUGCAUUUGCGGCAUUUCGACACAGUUUAACUGUUGUUACACUUAUACCAACACUAGAUGAAGAAGGAGUUAAACACGGAAUUAAUGAAACAAAAGUUCAAACUAUUAUAACUUCACAAGAACUUUUUCCUAAACUUGAAAAAGUCUUAGAUCAAACAAAUAAAGUUCGUCACAUUAUUUAUUUUCCUGCUCGUAAUAAACAAGAAGCAGCUAAAUCACCACUAGAGAAAAACAAUAUUGAAUUUAUUCCAUUAGCUAAAUUUGAAGAACAGGGGAAAAAUGCAAAUAUUGAUGACGAAAUUUUAAAAAAACGACCUAAGAAAGAAGAUAUUGCUGUUAUUAUGUAUACUAGUGGAAGUACUGGACCACCAAAAGGAGCAUCCAUAAGACAUGAGAAUAUUGUUGCUGCAAUAACUGGACAAAAAGAACGUGCUGCUCCACUGAUUGAUGUCGACAAUGACAUCUUCAUAUGUUAUCUACCAUUAGGUCAUAUAUUUGAGCUUUGUUGUGAAACUCUUAUGUUUUAUAUGGGCAUUAAAACUGGCUAUGGAUCUCCUCAGACAUUAACUGAUCAGUCAACAGCUGUACAAAAAGGUCAGAAAGGAGAUUUACACAGUCUCCGACCACAUUUAAUGAAUUGUGUCCCGACCAUUCUUGAUCGUACAUAUCAAGCUGUUUAUGGAAAAAUAAAAGAAUCAAACUUUUUUCUACGUCAGAUAUUUAAUCUCCUUUAUACAAUAAAACUCAAACGUUUAGAAUAUGGUCUUCAAAGUCCAAUACUUGAUCAAUUGAUGUUUUCUCGUUUUAAUAAAAAGGCUCUUGGUGGUCGAGUGAAAGCAGUGAUAUCUGGUGGUGCUAUUUUAUCUGAAGACACUCAACGUUUUGCACAAUGUGCACUUUGUGUUCAAGUUUUACAAGGUUAUGGUCUAACGGAAACAUGUGGUGGUGGAACUAUUGCUGAUCAUUAUGAUAUCGCAGUUGAGCGUGCAGGAUAUCCAAUAAUUUCAGCUGAAAUUCGUUUAAUUGAUUGGGAUGAAGGUCAUUAUAAAACUACCGAUAAACCAAAUCCACGAGGAGAAGUUCUUAUUGGUGGAAAAAUUGUUGCUGAUUCAUAUUUUGGUGAUGCAGCAAAAGAAAAUGAUAAUUUUAAAGAAAUAGAAGGAACAAGAUAUUUUUUUACUGGUGAUAUUGGAGAAGUUUUUUCUGAUGGAACACUUAAGAUUAUCGAUCGAAAAAAAGAUGUAGUUAAAAUACGUAAUGGAGAAUAUGUCUCAUUAGCAAAAGUUGAAAUGUCCAUGAAGAAAUUAUUAUUUAUUGAGAAUUGUUGUGUAUGUGCAUCAUCGAAAUCAGAACAUGUUGUUGCUUUAAUUGCCCCAAAUUCAAAAGAAGCUAUGAGAUAUGCAGAAAAAUAUUAUCAUGAAAAAGAUUGGAAAAAAUUAGCUGACAAUGAAGAUUUUAAUGAUGAUAUACUUCGAAAAGUUAAAGAUGUUUGUAGAAAAGAUGGAACUCAAAAUUUUGAAAUUCCAAAAAGGAUUAAAAUAGUUACAGAUUCUUGGACACCUGAGAGUGGCCUUGUCAAUGAUGCACUUAAAUUAAAACGAAAAGCAAUUGAUAAAAAAUAUAAAGAUGAAAUUAAAGAACUUUAUGAAGAUAAACCAAAUCAAGAUAAGAAGAAGGAUCAAUUAAAGAAAAAAAGAUCAACAAAAGAUGAUGAUGAUAAUGAUGCUGACAAAAAAGAUCAAUAA
This is a messenger RNA of Rotaria sordida, 2298 nucleotides long. Lineage: Eukaryota; Metazoa; Rotifera; Eurotatoria; Philodinida; Philodinidae. The record is from the annotation of a GenBank genome assembly.